Messenger RNA from Formica exsecta, 899 nucleotides. It is a transcript of the gene vito, whose product is annotated as nucleolar protein 12. The transcript is spliced from 3 exons. Lineage: Eukaryota; Metazoa; Arthropoda; Insecta; Hymenoptera; Formicidae. The record is from RefSeq and is a predicted model, not a curated record. The coding region runs from base 162 to 821 and encodes 219 amino acids. Gene Ontology annotation, cellular component: nucleolus. Gene Ontology annotation, molecular function: RNA binding.
UCAGUUGCUAUGAUGAUUUUGCAAGAUGGCAGAAACUUGGUGCUGCGCAGAAUGUGACGAAAAUUCGUCCGAGAAGAUAGCACACCUUGUUACUUACACCAUGCUGCGCAGAAUGUGACGAAAAUUCGUCCGAGAAGAUAGCACACGUCGUUACUUACACCAUGGGUCAACCUAAGAGACGAAAAAAGAUCACGCUUGUUUUUGAUGAGGAAAAACGACGAGAGUUUUUAGGAGGGUUUCGUAAAAGAAAAUUAGAACGGAAAAGGAAAGCUCAGGAACAGUUGCAAAAACAAUUAAAAGAAGAACAAAAGAAAAUUAAACAAGAGGCACGAGAACGUUACAAAAAAUUAGUAACGUAUCGGAAUGUCCCAGAAUUAGAAGAAUUAUUAUCUAAGCAAGAAUAUGAUCUGGAAGGACAUACAGUCAGUAUUUUGGAGUUAAACGUAGCGGAGCUUGCAGAAGGAAGUAGGUGGAUAGGUGAAAACAAGAUUGCAGAGAAAAAAGAAGAGGAACAAGAUGAUGAAAGUGAGCAUGCUAAUAAUGAUGACGAUGAAAUUGUGGGAAUGUCAUUGCAAGAGAAACAGAAGAAUCUAGUACAGCAGAAACCUGAAUCUGAUAGUCAACAAAUUAAAUCUUCAAAAGAACUGAAACGGGAAAUAAAGAAAGCAGCACUGAAGCACAUUAAAAAAAGUAAGGCAUUUCAACAAAAGCAGAGAUUGGAACAACAGAAAAAUAAAAAACAGAGUAGACAAAAGUUAUAUAAUGCUCAAAAAGUAAUGCACAAACAUGGUAAACGGAGUAAAAAUAAAUCAAAACAUUAGAAUAUUUGAAAAGUUUGCUGAAUAUAUAAUUUUAAAUAAAUGUAUUUUGUAAUAAACAUUGAUUUUUUUUUAUAUAUA